Molecule: messenger RNA, 1822 nt
Organism: Enhydra lutris kenyoni (northern sea otter)
Lineage: Eukaryota; Metazoa; Chordata; Mammalia; Carnivora; Mustelidae
Product: solute carrier family 17 member 4
Exons: 11
Biological process (GO): monoatomic anion transport; transmembrane transport
Molecular function (GO): transmembrane transporter activity
Source: RefSeq, a predicted model, not a curated record
AUGCCUAGUAGAACAGAAGCCAAGGGAGUGGAAGCUAUUUCCAGCGAUGGUAAUUUAAGCACGGUUCACGCGCAAACCUCCAGGAAAGGCUUUUGUUCGGUCCAACAUGGGCUGGCCCUCCUUGUGCAUCUCUGCAAUUUUUCGAUUAACUCUCAAAGGAUGAGCCUGAGCAUUGCCAUGCCAGCCAUGGUGAGCAGCAUGGCCCAGCUCAGGCCAAUCAAUGCUUCCACAGGAAGGCCUCCUGUCGACUCCCAGGACGGCUGGAAUGGAACUCUGCAGCAAUCUGAGGCCAUGGCUCCCGUGUAUGACUGGGGUCCUGAAAUUCAGGGGAUCAUUCUCAGCUCGUGCAACUAUGCCUCAUUCUUGGUUCCCAUCCCUACUGGCUACAUCGCUGGAAUAUUUGGAGCCACGUACUUGGUGGGUGUUAACCUGCUUCUUUCCUCAGUCUUGGCCCUCUCGAUUCCAUUGGCUGCUGACGCAGGAGUGCUCUCGAUCACUGUCCUGCGGAUUGCUCAAGGCAUAGCCCAGGUUAUGGUAUUAACAAGCCAGUUUUCACUUUGGGUCAAAUGGGCUCCCCCACUAGAGAAGAAUCAACUCAUCAACAUUGCUAUAUCAGGGCAUUUGAUGGGAUCCUUCAUUACUUUGCUCAUCGGUGGUUUCCUCUACCAGACUAAAGGGUGGCCUUCUAUCUUCUAUAUCUUUUGUGGAAUUGGCUGUGCCUAUUCUUUUCUCUGGUUUCUUCUUGUUUAUGAUGACCCUAUACAUCAUCGGUUUAUCAGUGCUGGAGAGAAGGAAUAUAUUGUGUGUUCACUGGCUCAACAGGGCUGUUCGCCAGGCUAGUCCCAUCCCAUUAAGGCUAUGAUCAAAUCCCUACCACUUUGGGGCAUUUUAGUCUUUCAUUUCACUGAAUUCUGGAUUUUUAAUAUUUUGGUCACAUACCUGCCAACAUACAUCAACUCUGUACUUCAAGCAAACUUCAGAGAUAGUGGAAUCCUGUCAGCCCUGCUGUUAGGUGCUGCCUGUAUCGGCACUAUCCUUGGAGGUCUACUGGUGGAUUUUCUUCACUCCAGAAAAAUCUUCAGACUCAUUACCAUCAGGAAACUCUCCACUGCCAUUGGGGUUCUUGUCCCAUCUGUGGUCUUCGUGUCCCUGCACUGGGUCAGAUUCAGCUUCAGUGCCAGUAUGGGCUUGUUGGCACUGUCUUCUGUCACCAGCACCUUCUGCCAAACGGGAGCCCUUGUUAACAUCUUGGAUAUUGCUCCUCGGUACACUAGCUUUCUUCAGGGACUAUCGGAAGUCUUUGCAUACUCAUCAGGAGCCAUUUCUUCCACUGUUGCUGGAUUUUUAAUCAGUCAGGAUUCUGAGUUUGGCUGGAGAAAUGUCUUCUUGAUUGCAGUUUCUAUUAACAUGUCAGGCCUGGUCUUCUACCUCAUCUUCGGCCAAGCAAAGGUCCAGGACUGGGCUACAGAACAGACGUUCACUCAGCUCUGAGCAAAACGGAUGCGUCAGAUCCCAACGCUUAGCCAUUCGUUGUUUGCAGUCAUGGACAUUAUCCCUUAGUACCUGCUUGACUGGUUAGCCAUUUGAUUUGCAUUGACUGUUUCCAGUAUCUUCUCAGAGAGCUUGGCUGUGUAAUACUGAAGGUUCCGCCUGCAGAUGUUACGGUGGUGGGUGGGGGUUAGGGAAGGCCAAUUAUCUAACUGUGAGCUCUGGAAAGCAUAGGUGUGUCUGAAUUUCUAAGUGUUCUCCACUCUGCCCAUUUUUAUGACUUAAUAAGAAAUUAUCAAUAAGAAAUACAUAUUUAGUCUCUGCCCCUACUUUC